AUGGUUGAGCUCAGGAAAAGACCUGCUCCCGCUGCACCUGCACCGGCGCCAAAGAAACGCGCUCCGUCCAAGGCCAAGGCCAAGGCCACCGAGGAAGAAGCAACAAAGGAAGAGCCUGCUGCAGAGGAAGCUCCAGCCGAAAGUGCUGCCGUUGAGAAGACGCCCAAAGGCGGUGCUCCCAAAGUUGGCAGCAACAUCACCCUCGAAGGCUUUGGUGGAGAGAUUCAGACGAAUGAUGAAGAGAAGACAACACUCGCCAAGCUUGUAGCUGACAGCAAGGCCGGAGUCGUGCUCUUCACGUACCCGAAAGCUAGCACUCCAGGAUGCACCACCCAAGUGUGCCUCUUCCGAGACUCAUAUGAGCCGCUCACCGCUACCGGCUUCAGCAUAUAUGGCCUCAGCACGGACAGCCCAAAGGCCAACACGACUUUCAAGACCAAGCAGAACCUCCCAUACCCACUACUGUGCGAUCCGUCUGCGACACUGAUUGCUGCCAUUGGACUGAAGAAAGCUCCAAAGGGCACUACGAGGGGUGUGUUCGUUGUUGAUAAGAGUGGAAAGGUGCUCGCCAGCGAGCCAGGCGGACCGGGGGCUACUGUUGAGGUGGUCAAGAAGCUCAUAGAGAGCAACGGUGCGGGUGGAGAAAAGGCAGAGACCAGCGACGAGAAGGCUGCGGAAACGGCUGCCGAGGUCGCAGAUACCGCCGAGAAGGUUGAUGCGUAA
Molecule: messenger RNA, 723 nt
Organism: Ramularia collo-cygni
Lineage: Eukaryota; Fungi; Ascomycota; Dothideomycetes; Mycosphaerellales; Mycosphaerellaceae
Product: related to disrupter of telomere silencing protein Dot5
Exons: 2
Coding region: 1-723 (240 amino acids)
Biological process (GO): cell redox homeostasis; cellular response to oxidative stress
Cellular component (GO): cytoplasm
Molecular function (GO): thioredoxin peroxidase activity
Source: RefSeq, a predicted model, not a curated record